Messenger RNA from Prinia subflava (tawny-flanked prinia), 844 nucleotides. Its product is annotated as ovomucoid-like. The record is from RefSeq and is a predicted model, not a curated record. The transcript has 8 exons. The coding region runs from base 85 to 708 and encodes 207 amino acids. Gene Ontology annotation, molecular function: protein binding. NCBI's taxonomy places the organism in Eukaryota, Metazoa, Chordata, Aves, Passeriformes, Cisticolidae.
GUAUAUAUUUGCAGGCAGCCCUGGAGGGACCAUCUCGAGAGCAGAGUGGGAGCAGGCAGCCUGCAGACUCCAGACACCUCCACCAUGACCACGGCAGGGAUUUUGGUGCUCCUCUCCUUCGCGCUUUGCUGCGUCCCAGAUACUGCCUUUGGGAUUGAGGUGGACUGCAGUUCAUAUCCCAACAUCACAAACGAGGAGGGCAGGGAGGUGCUGGUCUGCAGCGAUGUCGUCAGGCCCAUCUGCGGUUCCAACAGAAUCACCUACGGCCACGAGUGCCUGCUCUGUGCCUACAACAAAGAAUAUGGAACCAAUUUCAGCAAAGACCACGACGGAGAAUGCAAGGAAGCUGCCCCUGUGGAUUGCAGCAGGUACCCCAACACAACCAAUGAGGAGGGCAAAGUGGUGUUGCUCUGCAGCCAAGACCCCAGCCCUGUCUGCGGGACCAACUGGGUCACCUACGACAACGAGUGCCACCUCUGUGCCCGGAACCUAGAGUCUGGAACCAAUGUUGGCAAGAAGACUGACGGUGAAUGCAAGAAGGAAAUUGUCACAGUUGACUGCAGUGACUACCCCAAACCUGUCUGCCCAGGUGACUACAUGCCUGUCUGUGGCUCUGACAGCACAACAUACAACAAUAAGUGCACCUUCUGCAACGCAGUCGUGGACAGCAAUGGGACUACCACUUUAAGCCAUUUUGGAAAAUGCUGAGUAUCAGUGCCAAGAGAAUUCACCACAGGAUCCCCACUGGCAAAUCCCAGCUAAAGAUCUCACCUCAGUUCAUCUCACCCUCUGGGGAACUCAGCUCACUCCCAAUUUUCUUUCUCAAUAAACUAAAUCAGCAACA